This is a messenger RNA of Zootermopsis nevadensis, 2060 nucleotides long. It is a transcript of the gene ArgRS-m, whose product is annotated as arginyl-tRNA synthetase, mitochondrial. The record is from RefSeq and is a predicted model, not a curated record. NCBI's taxonomy places the organism in Eukaryota, Metazoa, Arthropoda, Insecta, Blattodea, Termopsidae. Gene Ontology annotation, biological process: mitochondrial translation; arginyl-tRNA aminoacylation. Gene Ontology annotation, molecular function: arginine-tRNA ligase activity; ATP binding. Gene Ontology annotation, cellular component: mitochondrion.
ACUGUCGAGUUUUGUUCUGUUUUUGCUACUAGUAGAAGUUUCGUACUUUGAAAUGAAAGAUAUUAAUUAUAAGAAAUUUUAAAACUAUAACUUUGAAGAUAUAUCCUUGUAUAGAUUUCAUAACAGAAAUAAUAUUGCAAUGACACACAAAUUAAAAGGAUAUGUGUCUUCUCGUAUUCUAGAAGCAUUAAAAUGGAAAACUAGUCCAAACAACUUUAUGCCUACACUUCUUUCUAACCACAUCACAAUUGGAAAAGAAAAAAAUGGUACAAACAUUGAAUUUCACUUAUCAAGAACUUCAUUAAAGAAAGUAUUAAGCACUUCAUUCAGUGAUAAGGAAGUUAAUAUGUCUGAGGUGAAGAAUGUUGUUGCAGAUGACAUCAUUUGUGAUGUACAUGAAGAAGUAACAAAAAGGGAUGUCAGUAUUGUUUUUCAAAUAAACAGGAAUAUGUUUAUUAAGGAAGUACUGCAGGACAUCACUUGUGAUACUGUAAUGUGGAGGAAAACACUUGCUCAAAAUUUACUUCCACAGUCAAAAGAAAAUAAAGUUGUUAUAGAAUACAGCUCACCAAACAUAGCCAAACCAUUCCAUAUGGGUCACUUACGCUCAACUAUAAUAGGGAACUUCAUUGCAAAUUUACUUGAGUUUCUGUCUCAUAAAGUCGUUAGACUCAAUUAUCUUGGAGACUGGGGAACUCAGUUUGGGCUACUCCAAGUGGGACUAGAAAUGUGUGGCUAUUCAGAAACCUUGAUCAAACAAAAUCCUAUGCAGCUGCUCUACAAAGCUUAUGUUGAAGCUAAUAAGAAAGCAGAAACUGAUUCAAGUAUAUCUGCCAAAGCUCGAGAAGCCUUCCACUGCUUAGAAGAAGGUAACACAGAGAACAUGGAAAAAUGGAAAUUGUUUCGUUAUUACACUGAACAAGAACUACGGCAUGUUUAUCAGCGAUUGGGGAUAUGUUUUGAUGAGUAUAAGUGGGAAUCUGAAUACAGUGCUAAAGAUAUAGGCAGUAUUUUACAUUCGUUAGAAGCAAGAGGGAUUCUGAAGACUGAAAGUGAUGGCAGGCAAGUGGUGGAAAUUAACCAACAGUGGCGUGUGCCAAUCAUGAAAAGUGAUGGCUCUACAUUAUACCUGACACGAGACAUUGCUGCUGCUUUGGACCGCUAUGACCACCACAAGUUCACAGAAAUGCUGUAUGUUGUGGAUAAUGCUCAGACUGACCAUUUUACAGCACUGUUUGGGAUUCUGUCUAAUAUGCAAUUGCCUUGGGCUGCUUCACUAAAACAUGUCAAAUUUGGGAGAAUCCGAGGAAUGAGUACUCGAAAGGGGUCCGUAGUUUUUCUUACAGACAUCUUGGAUGAAGUACGAGACAUCAUGGCAAAAAAACAACAAGAAUCACGUACUACAAAAGUAUUUCUGGAUAAAAAUGAAAAAACAACUGAUAUCCUUGGUACUUCAGCAGUGAUUAUUAAUGAUUUGAAACAAAGACGGCAAAGAGACUAUGAAUUUGAUUGGAACAGAGCUCUUCAGGUGCAAGGUGACACUGGAGUGAAAUUACAGUACACCCACUGCAGACUUUGGAAUCUAGAGAAAAAUUGUGGUACAUCUCUUCCUCUGGAGUGUGAUCCUAGUGUUCUUCAAGAACCUGAAGCUAUCUUCCUAAUAAAGGACAUAGCAAGAUUUAAUGAGGUGAUCAUGAAAUCUUAUGAAGAACUUGAAGCCUGCGUUCUUGUGAAUUACCUUUUUCGGUUCUGUAAUUUGAUCAACAGAGCCUUUGACAUACUUCAAGUGAAGAAUGAAGAUGUGUACGUAGGGUCACAAAGAUUGUUAUUGUUUCAUGCGAGUAGAAUUGUGUUGAAUCAAGGUAUGAAAAUACUUGGACUUCAGCCAUUACAUCAAAUGUAAUUAUUCCAUUUCUUGUAACAUACAAUUGUUUUUCAGUUGGUGAGAACUGAGUGGUAUUUGAGAAACAAGUAUUCUCCAUGUUAUGCUAUAGUUCAUUAUAAGUUCACUUUCCCAAGAGGGUGUGAUUUUUUUAAUAAAUUAUUCUGUUCUUCUCUUA